Gadus morhua (Atlantic cod) is the source of this 4150-nucleotide messenger RNA. It is a transcript of the gene fdft1, whose product is annotated as farnesyl-diphosphate farnesyltransferase 1. NCBI's taxonomy places the organism in Eukaryota, Metazoa, Chordata, Actinopteri, Gadiformes, Gadidae. The record is from RefSeq and is a predicted model, not a curated record. The transcript is spliced from 8 exons. Gene Ontology annotation, biological process: farnesyl diphosphate metabolic process; cholesterol biosynthetic process. The coding region runs from base 1424 to 2812 and encodes 462 amino acids. Gene Ontology annotation, cellular component: endoplasmic reticulum membrane. Gene Ontology annotation, molecular function: squalene synthase [NAD(P)H] activity.
ACGUUACAACGUUGUAACUAUCCAUUGUAACUAUCCAUUGUAAAGUACAGAAGACGAAAGUACGAAACGCUUUUAGAAAUGCUCAACGACAUCGUGAAGUCACUGGGGCACCCAGAAGAGAUCCUUAAUCUUCUCAAGUUUAAGAUGGGUGGAUGUAGAGCCGUGAUGGCCAAGUUGGACUAUCGGAGAUCAGGAAGCAGAUCAUUCGUUUACAACAGUUGACAACGCCAAUGAUCAGGGACCAAUGCAAAUGAUCUACUAUGAAGAGAGCACCACAUGCUAUAGGACGGAUCAUGCUAUGUUGUUAUAAAGUAUUAUGUUGUUGUUCAAGUAGUAUUGAUAGGCUACUGAUAGUCACGUAACUACAGCACCUUGUAGUGCUCAUUUAAAUCGACCUGCAUGUGUCAUGUGAAAAUGUGUUGUCAAGACUCGAAUGCGUUCCUAGAAGACCUAGAUGGCGUUUUUCUAAUUGUCUGUCUACCGGUAGAUGGCUUACCUAGCUGGGAGAGCCCAUUAGAUUGGACGUCUCUAAUUUGCGUUGCAUAAUAGGCUUUCAGAGUUCAGAGAUAGAGAUGCUCUGCGCAUGUUUCACGGUUAAUCUGCGGUCUCCUACAUACCUGGCAUGAUCGUGUUAGUACUGCGUGAAGCUCAACGGUGUCGUUGAACGAUUAGGCUGCUUACUUUAACGUCAUGUUUUGAUUAACGGCAGCCUAUACGUGUAGGGUACUGUCAUUGAGACCACCUUUCCUUCUAGGAUAUUGUAUAUGUUGUUUCACACGUCGCAGGUAGACGCUUACGCAGUAAUGUCAAGAACAGAGGGACAUAGAAAACAUGACAUAGGACAUUAAACAUUGGUUUAGGGGUAUAGAAAGGCUUUGCAGGUUUCCAUGACAUAAAAGCAUCACCUGUCCCUCCCUGUGUCUGCCGCUAGAUGGCAUGAGGUCGUUCACGGCGUAUACUUGUAGAUACUCAUGAAUAUGCAUAUUUGAAUCGCAUGUUCAUGUAAUAAAUCAGUUUUAAAUUUGGCCUCGAAGUUUCUCAUGGUAUUUAAAAAUCUAGUUUCAAUAGUAACUCGUUUCGUUGCAAGAGAAAUAGCAUGCGUAGAUAAAUCCUACCAAGGGAAACACUUUUUCUCGAGAAGUGGAUCAGUUUUUCAAAGUUGUGCGCAGUAGCCCGCUGCCUCUCCAACAGAUGUAUAUGCAUGUGGAUAGGUCGCGGUCACUUUGAAGCGUGACCACGCCCCGUGUUGUGUUACUAUUUAUGGAUCCAUGACGCUCAAGUGUUUCACCUCGGCUUCGACUCGCUUGCCCUCUACCCAGCGUGUCACCUCACAUAACACUACAUGGCAUGGAUACGGCAGUAAUGCUCUCUAGUCAAGACGACACGGCCUUGCCUUGCGUUACAACGCACUUUUCCCGACCAUAUGGCGGGCGCUUGCUGCAAGUGUCCCAUCUCUCUGUUGAUACUUAAACGCUCGUUGCUGAUCACGCCUCGCAGCACCACUGCCUCCAGCCCUCGGUCUCUCCUGGUUGGCGGUAGGUUGGGGGAGAGAAGGCUGCAGGACAGCUGCUGUCGAGCAGCGCUUCCCAACGCGCUCAGAACUACCAGCUCCUAUCGCAGCAACCCCGUGUUUCUGUGUUUCUCCUGCCAGGAGUCCAUGAGCGAAAGCCUGCGCACUUGCUACACGUACUUGAACCAAACGAGUCGAAGUUUUGCAGCUGUGAUCGAGUCGCUGGACGGGGACCUACGACAUGCGGUCUGCAUCUUCUACCUGGUGUUGAGGUCCCUGGACACGGUGGAGGACGACAUGACCAUCCCCCUGGCGACCAAGGUGCCCAUGCUCAACGACUUCCACACCUUCCUGUACCAGGCCGACUGGUGCUUCACCGAGAGCCAGGAGAAAGACCGCCAGGUCCUCGAGGACUUCCCCACGAUUUCCCUGGAGUUCCGUAAGCUGGGCCAGCAGUACCGCGAGGUCAUCUCUGACAUCUGUCACCGUAUGGGGAUGGGCAUGGCCGAGUUCCUGGAGAAGAAAGUGGGCUCCAUGAAGGAAUGGGACCUGUACUGUCACUAUGUGGCCGGCCUGGUGGGCAUCGGGCUCUCCCAGCUGUUCUCGGCGUCCCAGCUGGCGGACCCCGAGGUGGGCCAGGACACGGAGCUGGCCAACUCCAUGGGCCUGUUCCUCCAGAAGACCAACAUCAUCCGGGACUACCUGGAGGACACGCAGCAGGGCCGUGCCUUCUGGCCCCAGGAGGCGUGGGUCCAGUUCUCCGACCGUCUGGAGGACCUGGCCCAGCCGGAGAAGCUAGAGUCGGCGCUGUCCUGCCUCAACCUGCUGGUGACGGACGCUCUGAGGCACGUGCCCGACGUGCUCACCUACCUGGCACGCCUGCGCAACCAGAGCAUCUUCAACUUCUGCGCCAUUCCACAGGUGAUGGCGCUGGCGACACUGACGGUGUGCUACAACAACCCCAUGGUGUUCCGCGGCGUGGUGAAGAUUCGCAAGGGCCAGGCGGUCACGCUCAUGAUGGACGCCAACAACAUGGAGGCCGUGCGCGCCAUCAUCACCCAGUACAGCGGCGAGUUGCGACAGAAGGUCUCCCUGACGGACCCGUCGCGGGCCGAGACGUUGCACAUCCUGGGCGUGAUCGCCGAGAAGUCCGCCCCCCUGCAGCCCGCGCUGCAGUCCAAAAGCUCCCACCUGUCGCCCAUGUACCUGUCCGCCGCCAUGCUGCUGGCGGCGUUCAGCUGGCAGUACCUCAGCACGACCGUGGCCCAGGCGCAAGACGGCAGGGACAUGCAGGGACACUAGCCUCCACCGACCCCCUCCAGUGCUACACACCAAGUCCCCUCCUCUGGUUCUCCAGGAACUCUGGUCCUCCAGGAACCAGGGUCAUCGCUCGGCUGGAUUUCACGUUCUCUUCUGGGUUCCUCUCGCUCUUCCUUAGUCCUUGGUGGUCCUCGAGGUGGAGUGGAGUGCUGAUCUUGGGGGUUUCGUCUCUGGGACGGAGUUCUUUGAACCAAAAACGAUGAGGAAGAGGGGGAGACUGCUCUCUGCAGGCUGCUGUGGAUAGCUUGAUGGAUCCGCGGUUCGAGUUUUUGUUGAUUUAUCAUUUGUUUUGUGUUUGCUAUAUGCAAUAUGGUGCGUCUUUUGUGGUUUAAUGUUUUUUGUGUCAUCUUAAUUGUGUAAAAGAAAAUAUAAAAAAAAGGUUAAUGGUGAUUUCACAUGUAGAGAAAUAUGCAUUGUAAGGUUUUAUUAUUGUUUUGACCUUAAAUAGUUGACAUGCAUUCUGGGCUGACUACUAGAUUCAGGUCUAGUUUGUAUAUUUUGAGGAUUGACUGACACUGAUUUAUGUGAUACGACCUUAAAAGUCCUUUUUUGAUUUUGAGAAGAUACAUUUUUAGAUGCAAAUCUCACUUGUGGAACGGUUAGAAUGUAGUGAUGGACGAAAAAAGUAAUUUCUUGGCAGACGAACGUUAAUAAGGUUAUCUUACGGCUGUGUGUGAGUGAGUCUAUAAACAUUAUGAAUUAUAUGCGAAGAAAAAGCAAUAACCUGUUAGGAGCCAAGAAAUGACUGCGGAAAUCUAUCUUAUUAUACCCAGUGCAUAACAGUAAUAGAACAGAUACCCCAAAGGUUUUGCUUUUAAAUCAUCAGACGGCCCUGCGACGCUGGUUAGAAGGUUUGCCUCAUGGUCCAUGGAACCAAUCACAAUAUAAAGCUGCUGAUAGACAUUUUAGCAUUAACGUGUGGAGACGAAGAGAAACGUUGGCGUAGUACCUUGAGGUACGCAUAAAACCUAUGAAUUAGGUUUAACAUGCCCUUAAUCCCAAUCCCAGUCUCAAAGGGUUUUUCACAGGACCCAACCCCCCCCCCCCCCCCGCGCACCACAUCCCGAAUCCCCUUACAAGAAACCGGUGGGAAGAACCGAACUGAGAAAGAGAUGCAGAAUGAGACUGAUGGCAUUAAGUGUCCUUAAACAAGCUUUGGUGAGUAGAAUGGCUAGCGCGGAGAAAACCUUAUACGGAUCCAAAGAACAACGACUAUUAACAUUGCUAUGUAAUGUGACUAUUCUAUUGGUAGAUGGACUUGUUUCACACAGAUGACCUCUAUCCUUCACUUUUUGAAAUAAAAGGAAAUGUUUAGUUUUA